This is a messenger RNA of Linepithema humile (Argentine ant), 1395 nucleotides long. RefSeq lists its product as uncharacterized. NCBI's taxonomy places the organism in Eukaryota, Metazoa, Arthropoda, Insecta, Hymenoptera, Formicidae. The record is from RefSeq and is a predicted model, not a curated record.
AAGGCUUAGCAUAUUAAAGCUCAGUCGUUGAAUGGCUCUUCGAGUAAACGCAUCGAAACCGGGAACAUUGAGAUUACGAAAAAUAAUUUUUUUCAGUAUUUAAUAUAGAUCGGCAAUAUGUCGCAAAACUUUUGUAUGGAACAUAAAAAUUUGAAACGUGAACGUGUUAAAAAAAGCCAUGCUACUAUAAAAAAAACUAGUACGCCUAAUAAAAUUAGUGCUGCAAGACUUGAUAUUUCACUCUCUGAGAUCGACUCGGCGACAUCUUCCUCAAGCGGAAGCAAAAAGGCAUUAUUGUGGAAGUCAUCAGAAACAAAUGUGAUAGAAAGUCAACAGAAAAAUGAGAGGAAGAACAAAAGAGUAAGUAAAAACAGGCGAAUACAUUUUUUGUCUCAAUCGUCGAUAUCGACUACAAUAUUGGAACAGAGUGAGUGGGAAACUGUGGAGGAGGAAACUGACAAGUCUUUAGCAAGUUCUACACCAAAAAAACAUGAUAAUACUGAGAACAUAAAAUUAUUCGAAGAUUUAACGCGUACCCCGGAAAUGACUCGGGAAGGGAUCGCGUUCGAAUCUUUGUCAUCACCAAUUAUUGAGAGAUCUAGGAGAUUGUAUUUAGAAAAAAAUACACAGCAUGAUAACUUGCUACCGAUUGAUUUAUCAUUGAUGAAGGAGCGAGAUCGUCGAGAGAACGAAGAUGAAAUAACUUUACAUCGCGAGAGCAAUGUUAAAACAUAUCUAACGGCGAGAGAAGUAAGAAAAAAGCAUGGUAAGCUUUGGUGUGCGAUUCUCGGAUACUAUGAGUAUGACUCAAAAAAUGAAUUUGUGACAUCUACACCUCUACCCCCGCCAAGACCGUUCACGAAAAGAAAGGAGCUUUCAGCUUCUCAAAACCUGAAAACAAAAGUUUCUAGACAACUAUUUGAAUCUGAUGAAGAUGAUCCGAUCCCUCCGGGAAAGAUGCGCAUUCGAGGCUCAUUAGAUAGAAAAACAUGCGAAAAGAAAGGACGAUGGGCACGAACAUAUAAAUAUGGAACCAAGAGGAUUAAUAAAAGGAAAGCGGAAAAGGAAAGCGAUUCACAAAGCGAUUCACAAAGCGAUAUUUACAGUAAAGAUAACGUAGAUAUUGAAUUCGAAACUGCUGGACCAUUUGGGAAAAAAAUGACUCUUGCUCAAUUUCGUCACAGACAAAAAAUGAACAAAUCUUCCUUGAUGGAAGAAAAUUUAACAAUAUAAAAUUUUUGUAUAUUAAUUUUGUUAUUUAUAUAUUUAUAUAUGCGUUUAUGCGAUUAUUUUGUUUGCUUGUUAUAUGUUUACAUGUUUAUAGUUGUUGUAUAAAUACUAGUAACUCAUAUAAAUAUCGUUAAUUUAUAUUUGCUAAGAUUUCUUAUAUUUAUA